CACUUCCGCGAUCUGCGUGACAGCAGCAGCAGCAGCGGGGAGAGAAGCAGCAGAGAGAGAAGCAGCAGAGAGAAGCAGCAGAGAGAGAGAAGCAGGGAGAGAGAGAAGCAGGGAGAAGCAGCAGAGAGAGAAGCAGGGAGAAGCAGCAGAGAGAGAAGCAGGUAGAGAGAAGCAGGGGGAGAAGCAGAGAGAGAGCGGCAGGGAGUCGCAGACAGAGCAGCAGAGAGGGAGACAUCUGAAGCAGCAGCAGCAGAAUCGGCAUCAGCAAGAGGAUAACCAGCAUCUGAAGCUAUAGAAGACUCAACAUCAUCAACAGCAGCGGCAGCAGCAGCAGCAGGAACAGCUGAACAAGGCGAGCAGCAGGAAGAGCACCCCGAGAGACGAGAAGGAAACAAGAAGCAGCAGCCCAAGCCAAGGACGCCGGCAAGAGGAGGAGGCAGCUGCAGCAGCAGCAGCAGCAGAAGCAGCAGCCCAAGCCACAGGCAGUAGCAGCAGGUCACGCGAGGAGCAUGGAGAGCCGCUUCACGAAGGGCAAGUCGAGUCUGCUGGAGCGGAGUCUGGGUCGCGGUCGCUCCGAGGUGGCCCUCAGCGCCUUCGCUCUGCUCUUCUCCGAGAUGGUGCAGUACAGCCAGGCACGGGUCUACUCCGUCAGUGAACUGCAGGCGAGGCUGAGUGAGCUGGGCCGCCACGUGGGUGCGCGAUCGCUGGACACACUGGUGCUGAGGGAGCGGCCAGGACGCAGGGACACGAGGCUCCUGGGGGCCCUGCUCUUCAUUAAGGUGAACCUGUGGAAGGCUCUCUUCGGCAAGGAGGCAGACAAGCUGGAGCAGGCAAACGACGAUGUGAAGACGUACUACAUCAUCGAGCGCGAGCCGCUCAUCAACACCUUCAUCUCGGUGCCGCGUGACAACAGCUCGCUGAACUGCGCGUCGUUCACGGCGGGCGUGGUAGAGGCGGCGCUGGCUCACUGCUGGGUUCCCCGCGCGCGUCACCGCCCACUGGCACAAGGGCACGACCCUCAUGAUCCGAUUUGACGAUGCCGUGGUGGCGCGCGACAGGGCCCUUGAUACUCGCUGAUGCGCAGGCGGGGAGGAUUGGGGGAGGGGGUGUGGGUGGGGUUUCCCAAAGUUCAGUAGCUUUUAUCCAACCCCAGUCUGCGUUUCCACAUUUACCAAGCUUCUCCGUGAUGUAGAGAGCACUGAUUCAAAGUGCUCUCUGCGUCGUGUGGAACACACAAUAGGCCCCUCGAUGCUCAUUGACGCCCAUGAUAGCAGUGAGUGGAGAUGGGGCGGUGCCUCGACAGCAGUGGGGGGAGUACGGCGUUUUUCUUUUCCAAAGUUUAAUUUUUGCAACUGAACAACAGUCCGCCCUUCCACAUUUACCAAUCUGCUGCAAAAUUAUGUGGAGUGUUGAUUAAACGUAAGCACUCUUUACGACGUGUUGAGCUUAUUUUACCAAUCAUGAGGUGUGUGUGUCGUGUGUAUUGAUUUGCAUUUGAGCGGAAAAUAUUGAUAAACAUAUAGAGGGCCGAUCUCCCUUUCCACAUUUACCAAAAUUCUCCAUCUGGUAGAGUGCCGAUUGAAAUUAGGCACAGCAUCCAACGGCAUGUAAAGACUUGGUUUGUUGGAACAGACAACAUUGUACAAAGAUGGACUGGUUGGUUGUAAUGACUGAAGUUUGAAAUCCCUUAGGGUAGGGUGAUGAGUGAGCUCGGAUAAAAUGGAAAGCGGAUGAAUGGGAAAAGGAGGUGAAUAGGUAGGAGAGGGGAGGUGUGGGGAGAGGAGAGGGGUUGGCUGGAGAGAAAAUGUGGGAAGAGGGAGAUUGAUUGUUGCAGGAUACAUGGAGCUAAGCGGGGAUGAGUGGUGGUGACCGGUACCGAGUGGGAAUGAUUGGAUUGAGGUCAUGACCUCUUACCAUGACCAACUGUGACCUCACACAUGACCUGCCCCCCCUCCCUCCCGUCCAUGAUCUCUCACCCGAAUCCGCUGUGACCUCCGUCCUGAACCACCUCAACUGCUCGCCUGUAUCUGGUUGGGUUUAUUGGGGGUAUUAACCAGCGUCUCCUCUGUCUCCCGCUCACUCACCUCCUCAUGGCCUGCGAUUGUGUUCAUUAAAGAGGGAUGAUAACCGA
Messenger RNA from Lethenteron reissneri (Far Eastern brook lamprey), 2131 nucleotides. It is a transcript of the gene TRAPPC5, whose product is annotated as trafficking protein particle complex subunit 5. The record is from RefSeq and is a predicted model, not a curated record. Gene Ontology annotation, cellular component: TRAPPIII protein complex; TRAPPI protein complex; TRAPPII protein complex. Lineage: Eukaryota; Metazoa; Chordata; Hyperoartia; Petromyzontiformes; Petromyzontidae. Gene Ontology annotation, biological process: endoplasmic reticulum to Golgi vesicle-mediated transport.